Messenger RNA from Limulus polyphemus (Atlantic horseshoe crab), 2253 nucleotides. Its product is annotated as alpha-enolase. The record is from RefSeq and is a predicted model, not a curated record. Gene Ontology annotation, biological process: glycolytic process. The transcript is spliced from 9 exons. NCBI's taxonomy places the organism in Eukaryota, Metazoa, Arthropoda, Merostomata, Xiphosura, Limulidae. Gene Ontology annotation, cellular component: phosphopyruvate hydratase complex. Gene Ontology annotation, molecular function: phosphopyruvate hydratase activity; magnesium ion binding. The coding region runs from base 110 to 1411 and encodes 433 amino acids.
UGUGGCUAUAAAAGUUAGAUUUAAUAUGCGGCAACUUGUAUCUCUGUGUCAAAGCCUAUGCUGUAGAGUGUUGGGAACCAUACGCAUUGAGUAAUUUUAUGCCACAACCAUGCCUAUCAGCAAAAUCUAUGCUCGUCAAAUCUUUGACAGUCGUGGAAAUCCAACUGUAGAAGUUGAUCUUACUACUGAUAAGGGCUUGUUUCGAGCUGCAGUGCCAAGUGGAGCAUCCACUGGAAUUUAUGAAGCUCUUGAACUUCGGGAUGGGGAUAAAACUUCAUAUCAUGGUAAAAGUGUCAGGAAGGCAAUUGACAAUGUAAAUAAUACAAUUGCUCCAGCUCUACUGGCUAAGAACUUUGAACCAACCCAGCAGGUAGAAAUUGAUGAAUUUUUGUUAUCACUGGAUGGAACUGAAAACAAAGGCAAGCUUGGAGCCAAUUCUAUUUUGGGAGUGUCCCUGGCUGUCUGUAAGGCAGGAGCAGCCCAGAAGGGUAUUCCACUGUAUCGUCACAUCUCUGAUUUGGCUGGGAAUAGUGAUGUAAUCUUGCCAGUCCCUGCUUUCAAUGUGAUCAAUGGUGGAAGCCAUGCUGGAAACAAGUUGGCUAUGCAGGAGUUCAUGAUCCUUCCUACUGGUGCUAGUUCUUUCACAGAAGCCAUGAAAAUAGGCAGUGAGGUUUAUCAUCACUUGAAAAAUGUCAUCAAGAAAAGAUUUGGUCUUCAAGCCACUGCUGUUGGUGAUGAGGGAGGCUUUGCUCCAGACAUCCAGAACAACAAGGAGGCUCUAGAACUAAUUAAAGAAGCCAUUGAUAUUGCUGGCUACACUGGUAGGAUUGAUAUUGGCAUGGAUGUGGCUGCUUCAGAGUUCUACAAAGAAGGCAAGUAUGAUUUGGACUUCAAGAACCCCAACUCUGAUCCUGCCCAGUGGCUUACACCUGAUGCUCUUGCUUCUAUGUACCAAGAAUUCAUCAAGGAUUAUCCAAUUGUAUCAAUUGAAGAUCCUUUUGACCAAGAUGACUGGGAUGCUUGGUCCUCUUUUCAGGCUGCUGUAGAAAUUCAGGUUGUUGGUGAUGACCUGACAGUGACCAACCCAAAAAGAAUCCAGCAAGCAGUGGAUAAGAAAUCCUGUAACUGUCUGCUACUGAAAGUUAACCAGAUUGGAAGUGUAACUGAGGCUAUUAAGGCACAUCAGCUAGCUAAAUGUAACAACUGGGGAACAAUGGUAAGCCAUCGUAGUGGUGAGACCGAAGAUACAACUAUUGCUGAUCUGGUGGUUGGGCUCUGUACAGGUCAGAUUAAAACGGGUGCUCCUUGCCGAUCAGAACGACUUGCCAAGUAUAACCAAAUCUUAAGAAUUGAGGAAGAACUUGGUUCUAAGGCAAAGUAUGCUGGAAAGAACUUUCGCCACCCCAACUAGAUGACAUAUGAUGGUGUUAAGUUGCUCAUGGUGGAAGUGCAGUGUGCUUUUAUUGGUCUUGCUUAUUGUUAUUCCAGAAACAUUUGCAUUUAUAAAACAUAGUGUUUUAAUUCAAGCCUAGUUUAGCUAUAAAAAUUUGUUAUAGAAUAUGUUAAUGAAAAAAAAACAACUGUAAUACCAUAUUAAAAAGAAAAUAUAAUUAGAAUAAAUGUUUAUUGUGGCUAAUUUGCUUCUGUAAGUAGAAGCAUAUUCUCAAUAUGUAGUGGACUGUUCAUCCAUAACCUAAAUUAUUACUUUUUACUGUUGUGUUUUCUAGUCAACAUUCAUGAACUGCCAAUAGCCAGUUUGGGUGAAUGGAAUCUACCCGGUGAUUAUUAAGUUGUAUUUUAAUUUUCCUUUUUUUUUUUUUUUAUCUUAUUUUGCUAUUUACAACAGAAGUAAUUCCUAAAUGUUUAGUUUUAAUCUUUCUGUAAUUAUUUUCAAUAUUUAAGGGUAAUAUUUUUCAAAAUCCAUAAUUUUUAAUUUUCAAGAAUCUUCUAAAGAUCUUAAUUAUCUUGGGGAAUCUGAAUAAGUGUUUUCAUUUGAAAAUCAAAUUUUCUUAUUCAUUUGAUAUUAAACUGAUAUGUGUAAAUAUGUUUUAUAAUUAAUACUAUUUUCAUAGUUUAUUUUAUUCACUAAAUCAUUGAAAGCCACACUAAUAAUGUAUAACAUGCUGCUAAUGAUCUCUGCUGUUUUUUUGUAUUAUCUGAUAUAUUGUGUAUUUUUGUUCAGAAUUGUGAUAAAACUCCACUUGUUGCAGGUUUGGGCUGUCCUAUAAUAAAAUUUUGCUUUUUCCAGUAGAA